Salpingoeca rosetta is the source of this 1720-nucleotide messenger RNA. Its product is annotated as histidine-rich glycoprotein. Gene Ontology annotation, cellular component: membrane; mitochondrion. The record is from RefSeq and is a predicted model, not a curated record. The transcript is spliced from 6 exons. Gene Ontology annotation, molecular function: cardiolipin synthase activity. NCBI's taxonomy places the organism in Eukaryota, Choanoflagellata, Craspedida, Salpingoecidae. Gene Ontology annotation, biological process: cardiolipin biosynthetic process. The coding region runs from base 82 to 1506 and encodes 474 amino acids.
ACACACACACACACACACACACACACACACACACACACACACAUACACACACAAAACCACCACCAAGCAACAACAACAACGAUGAUGACAAGUCGAGUCAGUGCGCAGAGGGCGGUGUUGCUUCUGUUGCGGCCUGCAGGAGCGAAUGGCCGCUGCCGUGCUGGUGCUUGUGUUGGUGCUGGCGCUGCUGGCGCCCGCCAGUUGAGGCGAGACCUGAGCGUGGGCUGUGCGACCUUCGCUGCACCACACAGCCGCAACACCAACAGUUGCCACAGCCACAGGGGCAGCUACGCAUGUGGAAGACGCGCAACUGCGCCCAGUGCGCCAAGCACUUUGUAUCAUCAUCAUGGCCAACAAGGAGCAGCAGCAGCCCGACUGACACUGGAAGGAGCAUCUCUGGCGGCCACCACGCGCGCAGCACACUCCCUAACCGUGCUGCCACCACGAGCAGCACUUGCAGACCCGCAAUACAGCAGCGGAGUCAGGCGAGCGUCCGGCCGCUCCAACAGUGUCAGCAGCCCGCGAACCGCAAACAACGCACACAACAGCGCAGACAGCGCGGACAGUGCACACGACAGCCCCGCCACCUCCACGAACAACAGGAACGACGAGGCGGCCGCCCCACAGCGGCAACACGGCAGCAAGAGCAGACUACGCUUCGUGCAGUGGCUGACGGAUGAGAGUGUCAACACAGACGGAUAUGGGCGGCACCGGCUGGCCAUGUUGCGGAGAUUGAACACGGUCCGUGCGUCGGCAAAGUACCGCUUUGAACGGGAGCAGGAGCGCCUGAAGCGGCUGCGUGCAAGGCAGCAGCACCAGUUUGAGCGCCUCAAGGAGCGCGCCACAACCACGCUCAUAUCCGACUCCCUUCCUCGCACAGAGAAGAUUGCCACUGUCCCCAACAUGCUCUCGCUCUACCGCAUCCUCAUCACGCCCGUCAUUGUCGCCAACCUCGUGGACGGGCACCCGAACAUGGCCUGUGGCCUCUUUGCAACCGCUGCCAUCUCCGACUGGCUUGAUGGUGCCAUCGCCCGCAAGUUCCCGAGCCAGCGCUCCAUCUUGGGCACUGUCGUCGAUCCGUUUGCAGACAAGUUCCUCAUCGUCGCCUCCGCCGCCUCUCUCGGCUACAUCGGCGCCAUGCCAGCGUGGCUGGCUGGUCUGGUGCUGCUCAAGGACGCGACGAUGAUGUUGGCCAGCUUCUAUAUCCGCUACUCGUCCCUCAAGGCCGUGCAAACAACACCGGUCACGGCGAGUGAUUACUUCAAUCUCAAGCGUCCAACCGUGCGCGUUAUCCCGUCGUUUAUCGCAAAGGUGAACACGGCAGUACAGCUGUCCCUGUUUGCGUUUCUCAUUGCACAGCAGGCGUUCCCAACAGCGCUCGCCCUCGACCCACAACACGCAACCAUCAUUUGGGGCGUGACUGGCUUCACGACGUUUGCUGCUGGACUGACGUAUGUUCGCUCCACCACUGCCCUUCAAUACUUGCACAAGUACAAGGCGUCGUGACAGCAGCAGCUGCAAUGACACACGCACGUCUGCCUUGGAUGGCUGGUUAUUGUAUUGGCUGUGUAACUGUGGCUCGCUAGUGUUCUGCAGUGCUUGUCACGUUGUGCGUGUGGGUGUGUGUGCGUCAGCGUACGAACGUGGGUGGUAGAAUAGCGGUUGUGUAUGUGUGUUUGAACGACGUGGUUCUGGCAGAAUAACACGGUUGUAACGGUGA